AAAAACAAGAAAAAUAAUAAAAAAAAAACAAUUUAUUCGUUUUCAUUUUCGUAAUUAAAACGGAGAAAAAAGUGGGGAGGCGCUGUGGUUUGUGACCAUUCUUUAUUACCAAGUCCACAACCACCAUAGGUUUCUUCCUCAGCUUCCUUCCACUCCUAUAAAUCCAAUCCCUCCGCCGCGCCUCUCCCCUCUUCUCUCUCCACCCUCCCUCCUCCUCUACUCGUCGCGGAGGCGCCCCUUUUUUUCCGUUUAGGCCUUCCUUCUCUUCUCCCCGGAGGAUUCCAACAGGCGUUCUACUGUUGAUUUUAUUCAACGAAGAUCGAAGAUGAGUCAGUUUUAUCUUCAGCAGAACGUCGUUGCCUCUUCCGAUGAAGCAAGGGGUAUGGUAUCGAUGUCUGACCUCAGGGGUCCUGUUGUCUGCCCCAAGCCUCGCCGAGUUGGAAUCCUAGCUAACAACCCUGUCCGGCCUUUGCGGUGGCAAUUGAGUUGUAUUAAUGUCAGUCAUCAGGCGGAUGGGGGCGACUUAAGUGCCGGGGCUGAGCUUUUGGACAUUAUUCUUAAGAAGGAAGAUCAUGGGGCUGAGAAAUCCGCCAGUCAGGUGGCUUCUUCACCUCCAUAUUUUUGUGGGUCUCCUCCGGUGAGGGCUGCGAAUCCUUUGAUUCGGGAUGCUCAAUUUAGGGACGAGAAGGUUUUCCAAAACCAGCCUUCUCCUUCAUCAAUGUUGUCUCCAUCGGCGGCAUCAGCACGCAAAGGAGGGGGUUGUGUGAGAAUGAACUUUGGUUUCAAGCCAGCUGCAGUUAGAGUAGAAGGAUUUGAUUGCCUCAACAGGGAUCGCCAGAAUUCCAGCAUCCCUGCUAUGGCCUAGAAAAGUCUACAUAAAAGAGAAGGAAAAAAAUCGCCAAGUGUACAUAGUGAGAGCGAGAGGGAGCUACAAAAGAAAUGCGCCAUCAGAGUCUCGAAGUAAAACAUAAGAAGACUUAUAAAUUAACAAGAAGAGGGAGGAAGUUUGUACCUUUUUGGGAGAAGAAGAGUCGAAGUCGUGGAGAUUAGUAAUGGUUUCCUUGUGUAUAUAUGAUAUUUGUGUUUUUGCUUUUUCACCAGGUGAUCAUCUUUCAUCUUGGGCUGAUGAUAUAUUGUGUAAAGUAGGGAGAGAGUUGGAUUUUGAAGAAGAACAAGAAAGGGCAGGAAGGCCCUAGGAGAGGCCUAGCUAGCUCUGUUGUAAUAUAUAAGAGAAGGAAGGAAGGAAAGGCAGAAGGAAGAACACGCUUAGAUUCUUGGAGGGUGACUUUUAUUAUUUAAGAGUAUCGUUUUUGGUGAUCACCAUUGGAGAUGUUAUUCUUAAUUCUGUAUAGGGGAAGAAAGAUCCUUUGGUGCUGGUGAUUGAAUUUUGGUUCAGUGCAACUGCAACUGCAACUGCAACCUCCCCUUGUAAAAAUGUAAUGUGGUCUUAUUUGUGAAUGGGGCUUGGUCGAAGUGUUAUCAUUUACUAUAUGACUUAUUCUCAU
Molecule: messenger RNA, 1505 nt
Organism: Linum tenue
Lineage: Eukaryota; Viridiplantae; Streptophyta; Magnoliopsida; Malpighiales; Linaceae
Source: the annotation of a GenBank genome assembly